AUGCCUUCCUUCGAUGAAUGGUGGCCGUGGCCGAUCGGCCUGGAGGGGCCUCGUGAGAACCCCGUCGUCGUGGUUCCCUUCCUUGCCCCUGAGGCUGAGCUCGCCCCAAGUGACGGUGCAGGUGGGCGAGCUCCGGCGGAGGCCGGUGGCUCAAGUGCUGAGGAGCACGUGCCGAGUGGUGAUCCCGGGGCAUCGUCCUCAGGAGCCUGCCACUCCCCUCCUGAGGCGUUGUUCUUCAGGGAUCCUUCCGUCGAGGCGGCUGCGCCUCCUGAGAAACGGCCUCCUUCUUCCUUAACUCUUCCGCCGGCCGCGAGCGCUCCGAGUCCGCUGGUUGCCCCUGGAGCAGGGUUGGUUGAAGGGGCACUCCUGCCUUCCUGGCGCGCUGAACCUGCGGCCUCGUCGCUCCUCCCCCUUGGUCUGGCGUGGAGCUUGGCAGGCGUGCCCAAGACUCCUCCGCUGGUCUUGGAUGGCAACUUGUUUCCUUCGAUCUUCGGCUCCUCUUCGAGCAGCGAGCCCCAGCCGGCUUGGGCUUCUCGUGAGGACGGGCUGGUGUCGGGUGCGGCGCCAGCCCCCAGCCCCCUGCUGAGGGGUGGCGCGCCGCUUGGUGCCCCGCCCACAGCCCCCGAGGUGGAGGACGAAGAGGGCCGGGCAUUCGAGCUUGAGCGCGAGCGGAGCGUGGUUCGCCAUGAGCUCUUCCAAGAGGCGAUGAACGUGAUGAGCUGA
Messenger RNA from Aegilops tauschii subsp. strangulata, 723 nucleotides. The record is from RefSeq and is a predicted model, not a curated record. NCBI's taxonomy places the organism in Eukaryota, Viridiplantae, Streptophyta, Magnoliopsida, Poales, Poaceae.